Messenger RNA from Aspergillus pseudotamarii, 162 nucleotides. RefSeq lists its product as uncharacterized. The transcript has 2 exons. The coding region runs from base 1 to 162 and encodes 53 amino acids. The record is from RefSeq and is a predicted model, not a curated record. NCBI's taxonomy places the organism in Eukaryota, Fungi, Ascomycota, Eurotiomycetes, Eurotiales, Aspergillaceae.
AUGGCUUCUUGGAAGAUCGAGCCUUGCAGCGUUGCUGAUGCCCCCGCUCUAGCAUAUAAUGACAUGUCAGCCUUCUGGGAAGACCCGACAUGGAUUCUUGAGGUCCGUCAUCAGAAUGCCGUUGACCCUCUUACCGGCGAGCUUGUCGGAUAUGCCCGAUAG